AACACGCCUCUCCAUACAAACCUAUGCUAACUUAAAACCUAUUCUUCCUACACAAAUAAAACCCUGCUUUUACCUUUAGUUAUCAAACAAAACAGCAAUGGCCGUUAUUGAUUUUUCUGGUUUCUCUUCAAAGCCACACAACAAUGAUAUUGAUAGUAAUGGUUGUGUUGACAAGGUGAAGAGGAUGGAGAAGAGGCCUAAGACGAAGAUUGUGUGUACGUUGGGGCCUUCUUCGAGAUCGGUGGAGAUGAUCGAGAGGUUGCUUGUUGCUGGGAUGAAUGUGGCUAGGUUUAACUUUUCGCAUGGGAGCCAUGAGUAUCAUCAGGAGACUCUUGAUAAUUUGAGAACUGCUGUUGUCAAUACCUCUAUUCCUUGUGCUGUUAUGUUGGAUACGAAGGGUCCAGAAAUUCGAACAGGGUUGUUGAAGGAUGGUAAAAAAAUCAAUCUUCGGCAGGGUCAAGAAAUCACUAUCUCGACUGAUUACACCAUUCAAGGUGAUGAUGACAUGAUCUCGAUGAGCUACAAGAAACUUGCUGAGGACGUAAAGCCAGACAGUGUUAUUUUGUGUGCGGAUGGAAGUAUAUCACUCAGAGUUUUAUCUUGUGACAAGGAAAGAGGCUUGGUCAGAUGUCGAUGUGAAAAUUCUGCAGCUUUAGGUGAAAAGAAGAAUGUCAAUCUUCCUGGUGUAAUUGUUGAUCUGCCAACAUUAACUGAGAAGGACAAGGAUGAUAUCUUAAACUGGGGAGUUCCUAACAAGAUUGACAUUAUUGCUUUGUCAUUUGUACGCAAAGGAUCAGACCUCAAAGAGGUUAGGAAGCUGCUCGGUGAUCAUGCCAAGACUAUAGUUCUGAUGUCAAAGGUUGAGAAUCAAGAAGGGGUGGCCAACUUUGAUGACAUUCUUGCCAAUACAGAUGCAUUUAUGGUAGCUCGGGGUGACUUGGGUAUGGAGAUACCAAUUGAAAAGAUAUUCCUAGCACAGAAGAUGAUGAUCUCCAAGUGCAAUGUGGCGGGGAAGGCUGUGGUGACUGCAACACAGAUGCUAGAGUCAAUGACCAAAUCCCCACGACCUACUCGAGCGGAAGCAACUGAUGUUGCCAAUGCAGUUAUUGAUGGAACUGAUUGUGUGAUGCUUAGUGGUGAAACAGCUGCAGGGGAUUACCCAGAACUUGCAGUUCAAACAAUGGCUAAUAUUUGCUUAGAGGCAGAGAAUUCCCUGAACUAUUACGACAUCUUUAAAAGGGUCAUGGAAACUGCACCAAAGCCCAUGACUCCAUUAGAGAGUUUGGCUAGCUCUGCUGUGCACACUGCUACUUCCUCACAGGCAGUUCUGGUUGUGGUCCUAACUAGAGGUGGAACCACUGCAAAGCUGGUAUCCAAAUACCGACCAAAAAUGCCAAUCUUGUCUGUAAUAUUACCUGAUGGAGCUACUGAUUCUAUGGAUUGGUCAAGCACUCACCAGGCCCCGGCAAGGCAUGGCCUUAUAUACAGUGGAAUUGUGCCUCUAUUGACUCCAGGAUGGACAAUAACUCCUCCUAAUAGUUCCACAGAAGAAGUGAUGAAGUAUUCCAUCGAAUAUGCAAAGACGAGAAACCUUUGCAAGCCGGGAGACGCAAUCGUGGUGUUGCAUUAUGAUGGCACAUUUGGCAUGCUCCAGAUCUUGUUUGUGAAGUAACCACAUUCUCUCCUCUUCCCUAAUAAAUUUUGCUAGAUACCAGAAUACUUGAGGCUAUAGACUUAUAAGUGUAGGUGCGUAAGUUUUGAGGCUGAUAAUUUGACUUGAAUUUGCUAUCACGUAUGAAAUUCGGUUUUGAUCUUUGUUUUUUAUAUAAACAAUAUUCGAUAUGCUUGUUAAAAA
Messenger RNA from Daucus carota subsp. sativus, 1855 nucleotides. RefSeq names its product probable pyruvate kinase, cytosolic isozyme. The record is from RefSeq and is a predicted model, not a curated record. The transcript is spliced from 3 exons. NCBI's taxonomy places the organism in Eukaryota, Viridiplantae, Streptophyta, Magnoliopsida, Apiales, Apiaceae. Bases 98 to 1672 code for a protein of 524 amino acids. Gene Ontology annotation, biological process: glycolytic process. Gene Ontology annotation, cellular component: cytoplasm. Gene Ontology annotation, molecular function: potassium ion binding; magnesium ion binding; pyruvate kinase activity.